Messenger RNA from Podarcis lilfordi (Lilford's wall lizard), 1740 nucleotides. The record is from the annotation of a GenBank genome assembly. Lineage: Eukaryota; Metazoa; Chordata; Lepidosauria; Squamata; Lacertidae.
AUGCGUCUCCACUGGGUUGACCGAGCAAUUCUUAAUGUUCUGCUAGAUGUAGUCAUAAUGGCAGAUUCUGUGCAACCUUUUGCAGCCCUUAUUCAGUCAGGCCCAUCAAAAGUACAUAUUAUUGAAUGGUUAUAUUUACAUCAUACACCAAAAAACACGGUGACUCCUUUAGUGGACCUCCUUGCUCAGCUUAUCAGCAAGGGGCGCCGUCGAUGCAAAAUCCUCUUUGGUAUCGAUUGCCGCCAAAUUAUUGAGCCUAUGCCCCUGGAACAAUGGGAAACUGUCCUUUCCACUAGCAUGGAUUUGCAGUGCGCGUUAGCAGAUUUUGUCGGCUUGGUGGAUUGCCAUAUCCCCGCCGAUCCUUGCCUGCAAAUGGGUAAACAAUUUUCCCUAUCUUUCUCUUCCAUAUUAUCUCCUGUCCCUUUGGAUGCCCCUACGGUUUUUACUGAUGGAGCCCCCUCCAGGGGGGUGGUUGCAUGGCAACAAAAUGAGGAAUGGCACAGCCUCUAUACUCUCCCACAAAAAUCAGCUCAGCGUUCUGAGUUAGCAGCUGCAGUUAAAGCCCUGCAUCAUUUUUCCUCACAGCCAAUUAAUUUGGUAGUGGACAGUCUUUAUGUCGCAAAUGUUAUAACUCGUUUACAGGGCAGCUAUGUAAGUCCCUUAUUAGAUGACAAUCUAUUGAGCCUUUUUCUGUCCUUACAAUUGCUUCUCUCCAAUCGCUCCCACCCACUAUUUGUGGUACACAUUCGCUCUCACCAACCCUUCCCAGGCUUUCUCACUGAUGGUAAUGCAAAAGCAGACUCUUUGCUUAGGGCUUUGCCUGUCUCCCCCAUUGAAAGUCAUGCUUUCCAUCAUCAGAAUGCAAAAGCCCUUAGCUGCCAAUUCCAAAUUCCGUUGGAAGCGGCUCGUGCAAUUAUCCAACAAUGCCCUCAAUGCUCUAAUCAGAUUGGCCACCCCAGCCCUGGUGUCAAUCCCCGUGGGCUGGAGGCCAACCAAUUGUGGCAAAUGGAUGUGACUCACUUUUCCCCUUUCUCACCUUGGAAAUUUAUACAUGUCUGCAUUGAUACGUUUUCUGGCUUUAUUUGGGCCACCCCUCAAAGGGGAGAACAAGUUAAGCAUGUUUGCAAUCAUCAUGUUCGUACCAUGUCAGUCAUGGGCAAGCCUCACUCUUUAAAAACUGACAAGGCCCCAGCGUACUGUGCAAAAACCUUUGCUCAGUUCUGUGAAACUUGGAAUAUUCACCAUUUAUUUGGCAUCCCUUACAAUUCUCAAGGCCAAGCUAUUGUUGAACGUGCCAACCGCACCCUAAAAACUGCCUUAAUUCGGCAGGAAAAGAAGGCCGGAGUUCCAGCCUCCCUUUCAGAAAAGGAAGGCUGGUUGGCUAGUGUUCUCUUUACUCUCAAUCAUUUGAAUAUCUCCAUACAGGAUCAUCAAUCCUAUACUCGCCUUCAAAAACAUUUUCAGCAAAGAGAGAUACUUCCAGCCCCGCUGGUCCGUUAUAAAAUGUUAUCCUCCACCGAAUGGAGUGAACCAGUAAAACUUAUUACCUGGGGAAAGGGUUACGCUGCAGUUUCUACUCCACAGGGUGCUUGCUGGGUUCCCGCACGCUGCGUCCGCCUCUACCAUGGCAUGGCAUCAGGCCCAAAAUCCAAACCCGAUACCGCGGCUCGACCGCCAACUCCAGAUCGCCCAGGAUGUGGCGUCCAGCCCCCCCAGGACUCGCAAGCGGGGAAAUCGUAA